This is a messenger RNA of Colletotrichum lupini, 1335 nucleotides long. RefSeq lists its product as uncharacterized. NCBI's taxonomy places the organism in Eukaryota, Fungi, Ascomycota, Sordariomycetes, Glomerellales, Glomerellaceae. The transcript is spliced from 12 exons. The coding region runs from base 1 to 1335 and encodes 444 amino acids. The record is from RefSeq and is a predicted model, not a curated record.
AUGUUUCUCAUCAUCGAAUACCGCAACACUGGGCUGGCCGCAACCCCCAACUUUUUCCUGCCUACGGCUGCCCUGGCAGUCGGGAAACAUCCACACGGAUACACUACUAGGCGCUUCUCACCCGGCACAUCUGAGCAUAGGUCCCACGACUGCCAUCACUGCUAUAAUGGCUAUGAUGAUAUCAGUGAACACAGUGCAUCUUCAGAUUUCUCUGAACGGUAUGGCGUGUUGAAGGGACCAGAGAUCAUAGUCUUCGAGAUACUUGGGUUUAUGGGCCCUAGCCAUAGAUGGAUCAGGUACCAUCACUGUAUCUUGCGGUUGAAUGAACCUCCACACAGCUUAGCCCCGCAUACCUCUCCUCAACCUAGAACAAGGGGUUUCAUGGAGAAGAUGGAACAACACUCACGCGGUCCACGUGACCAUAACACCUGCUCGAAUCUCCAAAUCUCCAAGUCCAUAUUGCAACCAGAGGAGCAGCUGAUCUGGGGAAUCUCGUGGGACGAUGCGCCCUGGCGACCCAUCUUUGCGUCAUCUGUGGACAUGGCAGAUGCCGGCACGCCGCGUUAUCACCAUAGUCAGCACUCUUGUAUGGAUGGUUCCGCCACUGUGGUCGGGCAGGCCGUGGACGACCGAAUCUCGAACAACACGCCCAAUUCUCUCAUGAACCGGCGGCGGCUUGCUUCCCACUCCGCAUACCCAAUCGUUGUCAGCCCGGUUGCCCCUUUCAAAGGAUGCUGCAGGCAGACUCUUCCGAAACGUCUCUGCGUGAGUUGGGAGACUAGAAUGGUCAGCUAUACUGAACAGGACCCCAUACAUCUGCGGGCGCUAUGGUGGAGAUGGCGAGGAUGGUUCUUCGGCGUAGUCUCUGUAUACGCUGCAGACAAGAUGAUAAGAGGCAUGAAAUUUGACACUCGUGACCAUCGACCAUCAACCCUCAUCUGGGCAACCGAUCACAAAUGGUGUUGGUUCGCUUGGCAGAAACACUGCUGCCCCUCGCUUACUGCCUGGUCUGAUUACAUUUUUAGCACCCGGCCACAGACGCCGACCGGUGAACUCCAAAAGGUAGCAUUCCGGACGGACGGCUACCCGUCCAAGGGGGGCAGCAGUCCACGUAGGACUCCGGCCUUACCCAUCCGUAGCCCUGACCCGCCCGCCACUUACGCACCUUCGCACCACGACCACUGGGCACAUAACAUGACUUCCCUUCGCUCCUCAUCCGCCUCCUCCUCCUCUCUCCUCCCUCCUCACUCCUCACUUCCGCUUCCUCGACUCCUCCGGUCACCUCCCACCAUCCCCGCCCGACAUGUUAGUCUACACUUCCGUCAUCAUCGCUGA